UGCCGUGGUUAGGAGACGACGCUGAACAUCCCGUAGCUGAACUGUCUUUCGCUUGGAAACAGUCGCACGUUUCACGCAUCCAGCUGCAGGCCUGUUCGACCUGUAUAGCAAGAAAUGUUCUGAAAGGCGCAAAAUUUGCUUUUUUAAUAGGCCAACCCUUCAUUUUUCUAUUCAGAAGUCAUUUACGCAAGAAACAAACGAAUCAGUACACCAUCAAAUAAGGACACGAAAUCCUUGAAGAAGUUUUUUUUGAAUAUGGACGAUUACCUGGCUAGCAUCGGCCUAUAUCGGAAAAUGAUGGCUCGGGAUGCGUCCUGUCUAUUCCGAGCUGUUUCCGAGCAGCUUUACUACUCGCAGAACUACCACCAGAAGAUCAGAAAGGACUGCGUCAGUUUUAUGCGGGCUAAUAGAUGCAACUUUGAGCCCUUUGUUGAGGGAUCCUUUGAGAAGUACCUGGAGCGCUUGGAGGACCCCACGGAGACAGCCGGACAAGUGGAGAUAAAAGCUCUGUCUUUAUUAUACAGGCGGGUCUUUGUUAUUUACAGGUACCCUGGAAAGCCUCCCACGGAGAUCGCGGAUGAGGAGUACCCUGAGAAGAUUUUGCUGUGCUGCUCCAGUAACGGGCACUAUGAUACUGUGUACCCCAGGUGCUACCCGGUGGACGCAGCCUUCUGCCAGGCGCUGCUCUACCAGCUGCUGUACUGCAAGGUCCUGGGUGUCGACGACUGUGAGGUCCAAGCAGCCCUGGAUACCUUUCGCAGUGCGGGACGCCGUUACCGUAACAGCCUGUCUCUGUGCAGCGAGGACGCAGGUUACGACACGCCAGAUGACCGCUGUCAGAGGGAGGACUGGGAGCUGAAUGGUCUCUGUCAUUCGGAGGACAAAGUGAGACUGUCGGCUGAGGAGUCAAAGGUUCUAGAGGGUGCUGCUAAGCUCUCUCUGCCUUACAAAGCUCUCAAGGCUCUGGACCCAGAGAUGUACCGCAAUGUGGAGUUUGAUGUCUGGCACGACUGUCGGAAAGAAAUGCAGAAGACUGACUACAUGGUGUUUGCUGGCAGACAGUACUUCCUGGGCGACAAAUGCCAGGUGCGUUUGGACCCCAAGGGGAAGUUCUACAACGCCUUCAUCCAGGAGGUGGGCACGCAUGCCAGUGCCGUCACAGUCUUCAUCGAGGAGCUCGGGGAGAAGCACCUGGUGUCCCUGACCAACCUCAAGCCUGUGAACCCCGUCCCGGCCUGGAACGUGUGUGCCGGCCGCAAGGGGCCCUUCGCCAGGUCCGAGCAGUACCCGGGGGAGCUCGACUCAGAUAUGAGAGGGAAGCGCCGCUUCUUCAAGAAGCCCAAAGGGAAGGAGAUGCUGCUGGCUGUGUCCUACAGCCGCUCCCAGCCUGGCCUCCCUCCUCGCCUGCAGCCCAGCCCCACUGGGGUUCCAUCUGGCCGUGCCCCCCCCAUGCACACUCACCCCCCACCACCUGGCCUGCCCUACGAGCAGUACAGAGCCCACCCAGGCCCGAGGGCCCCCCGUGGAUAUGGGCCUCCAAGCUCCGCCCGCUUUCUGAACCGGCACCAUCUGGUGGCCCCCGAGGUGGCGUACUACACAAACCCUGGCAAACGCUGCUACCAGACCUGUGACAGCUACUCCUACCGGUCACGCUCCUGUGGCAGAAGUCGGCGCCAGGCGGCCAGUAAGGAGUGCCAGUUCAGCUUCGUCCCUGAGAGCGGGGAAGAGCCCGCGGAUGUGGAGGGCACCAUCACCUUCUACGAGAUCGAGGAAGGAGACGAGGCCGCCUUCCCUCCCCUGCCUGGACAGGCGGUUCCUAGCUCCAUUGUGCCGGCUUCCACCACCUUCUGGGUGCAGAGGGGACACAGCCCCAUCCCAGCAGCUGGCAAGCAGACCAUGACCUCGUCUGAGGAGGACCCUGAUGAGAGGAGCAAUGGCGGCGAGCAGGGUGAAUAUCCGGAGGAUUACAUGUACACAGCCACAGACCCUGGUUACCAGAAUCCCUCUGUGUUCGCUGCCGCCGAGUCGACCGCCAACUUGACUAUUCAGGAAGGAGGAUCUCGUGCUGGAUCUCCACAAGAGGGCGUCGCCACCUACAGUUACUCCCAACAGGUGGUUGUGAAGUCGGCUGUCAUCUCCUCCUCCCCCACAGUCAACACUGCCCCUGCAGCCAUCUUCACCUCCAACUCCUCCUCAUCCUUGGGCAGCUCUCAGACCCCACCGGGCUCACUGGCACCCUCUUCGGGUCUAACCCAAAGCACCAUGCUGCCACCUCAGUCCAUGGGCAGGCCGGUCUUCUCUGUGCCAUACCCCCCCACGCCGCCUUGGUUUGUUAAUGAGAUGGGGGAAGCCGUCGGAGUGCCCCCCCCGCCGCCGUAUUCCUGUGACCCCAAUGGCAGUGACCUACCCCAAGACUGCAAGGUCCUCCAGUAUUACUUUAACUUGGGAGUUCAAUGGUACCAGCAGAGUUACUGGCACUCUAUGGUGCAGAUGCAGCAGGUGUACCAGCCACCCAGCGCUGACGCACCACCCUUCCAGCCCUACAGCAGUGUGCCUCAGGCGUACCCCGAAGCGGGCCAUGCAGUCCCCGACCCCCAGGGGGAGCUCUCCGCCUAUGGUGCCCCCUUGCCCCUGGACCCUCCCCCGGCCGCCCCAGGCACUGUGUUCUACCCCAUGGUACAGGAGCACUGCGGCCAGCCCUCCCCGCAUUCCUACGAGUCCUAUGUUCCUGUGCUCCCCACAAGCUUCCACUAUAUCACGCCCUGGACCCCUGGCCCCACCCAGCCCCCUCUGCACGCCUCCUUUUGCGCCUCCCCCUCCCAUCCCAUCAGCUACAUCGCUACACCUGCCCACCCGGGCCCAUUCAUCCCGCCCAGCAUGUAACGGCUCGCUUGUUAGAGUACAGCACACCCCUCACAGCAUCAGUGACAAGCUGCCUGGCUGCUGCCCCACGUGGUUAAACUUCACUUUUGUUUCUGGGUCUGUCUGUAAUCCCAGGUUUGGCUGUUCACACCCCGGUUCCUGCACACCUUUCAGGGGAGAUAUUUAUGUUCCUGAGUGUUUUUGUACGUUAUUUUUAGGUUUGCAUUAAUAAACUUGUUUUCCCAA
This is a messenger RNA of Brienomyrus brachyistius, 3108 nucleotides long. RefSeq names its product ALG13 UDP-N-acetylglucosaminyltransferase subunit (gene alg13). The record is from RefSeq and is a predicted model, not a curated record. Lineage: Eukaryota; Metazoa; Chordata; Actinopteri; Osteoglossiformes; Mormyridae. The coding region runs from base 256 to 2883 and encodes 875 amino acids. Gene Ontology annotation, biological process: protein deubiquitination. The transcript has 25 exons. Gene Ontology annotation, molecular function: cysteine-type deubiquitinase activity.